Messenger RNA from Plasmodium berghei ANKA, 8979 nucleotides. Its product is annotated as erythrocyte membrane-associated antigen, putative. NCBI's taxonomy places the organism in Eukaryota, Apicomplexa, Aconoidasida, Haemosporida, Plasmodiidae. The transcript has a single exon. The record is from RefSeq and is a predicted model, not a curated record. The coding region runs from base 1 to 8979 and encodes 2992 amino acids.
AUGAGCGAUUUUUUUAAUAAACAAAUUAUUAGUAAAAUAUGUUUUAUCAAAGAUAGUAAUAUGAAUGAUCAAAAUAAUAUUAGCAUCAAUCAAAUAACAAAAGUUACAAAUUUUAUGAAAAAAAAAAACACAAGUAUGUCAUUAUGCGAAUAUGAAAAUAUGAUAAGUUGCAAAUUAUAUCAUAAUAAUUCUGAAGAAAAUUAUAUUCAGAAAAACAAAGUCGAAAGUUCAAACAAUGAUAAUGGUGAUGGGGAAAAGAAAACCAAACAUUUAUACACAUCUAAAAAUACCCAAAAUAAUUAUAAUAUUAAAAAUAUUUCAAUCUUUAGUAACUAUUCAAAAGGAUAUGGCAGUGACAGCAAAAUAUACACAUGUAAAAAAAGUACCGGAUUUGGUAAAAAAAAAAAAAAAAAAUAUAUAAUGCAAAAUAACGUGCAAAAUAACGUACAAAAUAACAUGCAAAAUGAAAACAUACUUGAUAAGACAAUCACUACUAAUUCUAUACUAUCAGAAUAUGAAAAUUGUCAAAAUAAUUUUGUCAAAAAAAGUAAUAAUGAAAACGUUAGCUAUGAUAGUAGUGAUACUCACGAUUUUAAUCAAAACUCAAAAAAUAAAUUAGACAAUGUUAUGUAUAAAAAAAAAAUGAAACAAGUUAAUAAAAUAUUAUACAAUUUAAAUUAUUUUACUCAAUUUAAAAGUUUAAAUUUAAAAAGCUCAAUGAAAAAAAAACCACACACUAAAAUAUAUAUCAAAAAAAAUACUGCUAAAGGACAAGAUAUUCAUAAUAAUAACAAGGAUUCUUCUAAUUUUGUAACCUUAAAUGAAUUUUCAAAAUUUAAAAUCACAAAUGAUAUUUUAGAAAAUAAUAAUAAUAAAUCUAUAGUCGAACAAGUAAAAGACAACAAAAUCCCAAAUGAUAAUUUUACAGAUAUUAAAAAUAACACCGAACAUACAAAUAUAUCAAAAAAUGCUUAUGCUCAUAAUGAAUAUGAUCUUAAUGGCCAUCAAAAUAACAAACAAAAUCAGUAUAGUAAUAAUAAUAAUAAUAACACAUGUGAAGAUUCUACUUUUUGGGAAAAAUGGAAUGACAAUUAUUAUAAAUCUGAAACUGCCAAUUCCACAAAUAUUCCAAAAAAAAAAAUACAUAAUGAUAAAUAUUUUAAGUCCCUUCUUCAUAUUGGAUUAAAAGAUCUUUUAAAUAAAAAGAGACAAAAAAAAAAAAAAGCGAAUAAUAACUAUGAAAAUAUACAAAAUAUCAUUGAUAAUGAAAAUGAACCAACACAAAAUACUGAAGAAAUAAAUUUAACUAUUCAAAAAAAUAUUUCUAAUGUCCAUAAUCAUAAUGAUAUAAUUAAUAAUCACAAAAAGCAUGACACAAAUAAUGAUAAUACCUUAAUUUAUAAUAGUACCGAAAAUGCUACAUGCCAAAAUAAAAUUAUUAAUUGUUCAGAAAAAAAUCAUAAUGUUAAUAAAAUUAUGGCCAAAUGUUUCCUUUCAAAUCAUAAUAUUUCUCCAAGUAACAAUUUUAUUUCUCCACCCCAUAAAAAUUAUAAAUAUCAUCUGAUAAAUAGUAUUAAAAAUGCAUUGGAUACAAAUCAAAAAAAACAAAUGGAUUCUACAAAUAUGAAUGAAAAUAGUUUUAAUUCAUUACAUUUGCCUACCUCUAAUAAUUCAUACACACAAAAUGUCAAAAAUCAAUUCCCACAAACAGAAAAAUUAUACAAUUCCAAUGAUCAGCAUAAUGACAUUAAUAGUAAUUCCACAGAAAAUGAAAAUUUUCUAGCCAAUAAUAAGGAGGAUUUAUUUUUUUCUGAACAAAAAGAAAAUAUACCCCAUAAUUUAAUUCACCCUAUAAAUUCGUCAAAUAUUCAACAAAAUGAUGAAGCAAAUAAUAACAUUGUGAAAAGAAAGAAACGACGACGAAGGAGGAAACAAAAAAAGAGGAAAGAAAAAAAAAAUAAAUUUGAAGAAAUAUUAGAACAAAAGAAAGAAAAUAAUAGCCAUGAAAUGAACAAAAUAGCUAGUUUGGCAAUAAAUUUACCUGGGCAUGGUAAGGUAAAAAAAAAAAACAUCCAACUUACCAAUUUUGAAAAGGUAAAUAAUGAACAUUUUUCAAAAAAAAACAAACAAUCUCAAAAAAAUGAAUACACAAUCAUGUGUAAGGAUGAAUUUAUAAAUUUGAAAACAAAUAAAUUCGGCACAUAUAGUAAUUCUAAUAAUGAAAGUACAAUUAUAGAAUUAUUCCAAGUUCAAAAAAACGAAGCAAGCAAAUGUACCGAUAAAAAUAAUCGAUCUAACAGUAACCCAAAUAGCCAAAAAAAAAAAAAAAAAAAUAUUCAAAGUAACAAAAAAAAAAACACCCAAAAUAAUACAGCACCUAUUACUAGUAUAAACAUUCAGAGAAAUACAGAUCGUAAAGAUGGAAAUUUCCAUGAAGGAUAUCCUCAACACAUAAAUAACUACGAAAAUAAUUUUAUUAUUCCAAAUCCAAACUUUUCACCAGAUUAUUUAUACAAUAAUUAUUUAAAUAACAUAUUUUGUGUGCAAAAUUAUAAUAGAAAAUAUUUGAGCGACCAAAAUGAAGUAGCUAUGGAAAAACAAAAAAUCAAUCUACCAUAUUACAAUCAUAAUUUAGGGUCCAAUUAUUAUAUUAACAAUAUUAUUCCUAUGCCAAUUAGUAGCAUUGCACAAACUCAUGCCCUAAGAAAUUAUCAAAAUUAUGAUUCAAGUUUUAAUAAUAUUAUAAAUACAAAUAAUUUAUAUUACCUUGAUAGAUGGGGAAAUCAAAUUUCUCUCAAUUCACAAAAUGCCCUAUUAUAUAACUAUUCAAAAAAAUUUUAUAAUAACACAAACCAAAUUUUGAAAAACCAAAUUCUUAAUUCCACUGAUUUUACCAAUUAUAGUCUAUAUGAUAGACAAAGUUCCGAUAAAUAUUAUUUGACUCCAUUUAAUUCAAGGGAAAAUUACAAAAUUCAAGAAAAUUUUUAUUGUGAUUUUAAUCCGAUCAUAAAUGAUUCAUUUCGACAUAUAAACGAUAUUAACAAUGUUGAUUCAAAUUCAAAUUUGAAUAAACAUUUUAACAAUAUAUAUAACUAUGGUCAUCAAAAUGCUGCUACUAAAAGUGAAAAAAAAAAAAAAAAAUUAUCAAAAAAAUAUAAAAAAAAAAAAUUUCAAGAAUUACCAUUUCACUUCACAAAUUUUAUAAAUAGCGAAAUAAAGAAUAAAUCAGGAAAUAAAAAUCAAUGUUCUUACAUUUGUGAUCCAAAUAAUAAAAACUAUGAUGAUAUUUCUAACACAAAUCAAAAUCAAUCCAAAUGUUCAUGUAUAUCGAACUAUAAUACCUCACCUCUUUCAAAACAAUAUAAUGAUAUGCUUAUUACACAUAAAGAAUCAAACGACUCUUUUUUGAAUUUUGAAAAUAUGAAAAAUUGUGACAAUAAUAACCCCCUGACACAAUGGACUUCUCCAUUUCCGUAUACAAAUAAUGUAUUAUAUCCUAAUAACUUUAUUUAUAACAACAACAUUGUCAAUAAUAGAUAUAACUAUAAUAUAUCUCCACAUCUAGCUACUUUGCAUCAACACAUGAAUUUUUUUCAAAACAAAAAUAUAAAUUUACAUCAUUCCUUUUGCAAUAAACACAUAAAACAUAACGAAGAUUCUGAUUUAGAAAAAAAUAAAAAUAAUUCAAAAGUAGAAACACAAAAUGUCGAUUCUUACGAAAUAAUAAAAAAAGACCACUCAAAAAUAAAUGAAAAAAAUAAACCCUUAGAUAAUAACACACCAAAAGAUAUUUUCAACUAUAUAGAAAAACAAUUUAGAGUUUCAAAUUUAUCAAACAAAUUAAGAUCUUAUUCCAAUCAUAUUUUAAAUAAAAAUAUAAAAAAAAUGCAUGAUAUUUGUAUUGAUAAAAUUCGGUCAAUAAGUUUAAUAUAUGAAAAAAAAAGUAAUAAAAUAAAAAAUAUUCCUAGAUCUAUUUCCAUAAUUCCAGUUAAUAAUAAAAAAAAUUCUUUUAUAAAUAAAAUCAAUAACAAUAAUAACUUAUCAAACAAUUGUAUAAUAAAUAAAAUAAAUCCAUAUAUAUCACCAUUCAAUGUAUCUAUGGAAAAUCACGAUAAAUUGUUUAUAUUUAAUUUAUUGCGAACAACCGAAAACAAUUUAGUAAAUAUAUUAAAUUUUGUUAAGCCUACUAAAGAUAUUAUAUUAACAAAAAAAUUAUUUUUUUUAUCAUUAUUAAAAUUAGUAAAACAAUUAUUUCAUUAUAAUAUUCAUAUAUAUAUAGUCGGAUCGAGUGCAUAUGGCAUUGAUUCAAAAUCAAGUGACCUAGAUAUUGUUAUUCAAACAAAUAAUUAUUCUAAUAAAUUUAUUCUUCACACAUUAUACAAUUCUAUAAAUAAAAUAAAACAGGGAAAAUAUAAUACAAACAAAAAUAACAUUUCAUCUGAAUAUCUUUACAAUAAUAACAACGCUGAAGAAAAUAUUUAUAUUUUUUUUAAAGAUGUUGAAAUGCAACUUAUUGAUUCAGCCAGAGUUCCUAUUCUUACUAUUAAAAAAAAUAAUGUUGCAUGUGACUUAUCAGUUAAUACAAAUAAUUCUAUAAAGCAUACUGAAUUUUUUUUAAAUAUAUUAAAAUAUUAUCCGAAUUUAAAAAAUGUUAUGAAACUUUUAAAACUUUUAUUAAAAAACAGAACUAUUCCAUCUAUGAAACAAGGUGGAUUACCAACUAUUUUAUGGAUGAUGCUUUCUAUACGUUAUUGUAAAUUUCCAGAAAAUAAAAUUUCAAGCCAUACAAAUAAACAUCCGUUUUAUUAUUCUGAACAUACUAUUUCUGAACAAAAUUAUGAUAUAAACAAAUCGAACCAUUGUGAAAAUAACUCUUAUCAAUAUUUUGAUCAAACAAUUGAUCCUAUAUCCUUUAACGAUAAUUUUUCUGAUUUAUUAUUAUAUUCUCAAAAAUAUUUAAAAAAUAAAAAAUUGAAUCAAGAAGAAAAAAAAACAUGUAUUUUUCCCCCAAAUGAAUGUAGCAAUUCUAUAACCAAUCAAAUUCCCACUAUACACUCACACAUUUCAAAUAAAAUAAAUACAGAAGGCAAUGUUCAAACUUAUACACAAAUUAACAAACAAAUAAUACACACAAAUUCUAACACAGAUACUAAAGACACUCCAUCUAUUCGAGAUUCAAGUUUAUCCAAUUUAAAAAAAAAAAAAAAAAAAAAAAAUGAUAAAAUUAGCUACAAUACCCUUAGCGAAAAGUUUUUGAGCUUAUCAUAUAAUUAUGUUCAUAAAUUUUUUUCAAAAAAUUCCAACAAUUCUCGAAAUAAUAAUAAGCAUGAAAAUGCAAAGGUACGUAAUAAUAUAAAAUUUAAAAAUGAUGGAAAAAAUCGGAAUAAUAAAAUAAACUCUCUAAAAAUUUUACACAAAAAUAGUAAAAAAAUUGCAAAAUAUCAAAAUAUUAUAAAUAGUAAAAAAAAAAAAAAAAAAAAAUUACCUUUAACCAAUUAUUUAAAUGGUUUUCAACAUAAUAUAGAAGAAAUACAUGAAGAAUAUUUUUUAUAUGCAUCCCCUCUUUUAUAUUCAUUAUUUAUUUUUUAUAAUGCUUUAAAUUCAAGAACAAAAUUAAUGAAAAUUAUUAAUAUAAUUGAUGAAGAUAGAUGCUAUAAAAAAAAUAUUUAUGAAACAAAUAAAAAACUUUUAUCACCUGCAUGUCAUGGAGGUGUAUGGGAUGAUUUACUUACUCUUUAUGAUCCUAUAUAUAGUUUUAAUUACGAUAUUUUUUUUAAUAAAUCAGCCAAUUUAUGUCCCGAUUUAAUGCACUCAAAUCCUAACGGACCAAGUUAUAGGCUACGCGCUAGAAGCACUGUCGGGGCUCAAACCGGAAAUACAAAUCAAAGAAAAAACGAAACCGAUUUUGAAUUAAAAGAUUCUCAUAGACUCAAUAUCUCAUUAUCUAAAAAUGUUAUUUAUCAAACAAAAGAAAAUAAAAAUAAUGAUCAAAUUCGAUCACUUCAAAGAAAUCUAUCAAAAUUUUCAAAUCAAUAUUUAGGUCGAAGUUCAAGUCAAACUUUGAGAAAAUCAGGAAAUGAUCGCCCUGAACUUUAUCAUAAUUUGAAUGAACAAAUAAAAAAUAAAAAAAAUGAUAUUAAACAAAAUAUAAUUUUUCAAUCAAAUUUAAAUAAUGAAAAUAUUAGAAAUGCUCAAUUUGAAAAAAAUAAAUUAUUAAAUAAUUGGGAUAAUUUACACUAUUACAAUUCUUUGGAUAAAAACAAUGAAUCCGAAAUAAGCACAAUAAAUGAGGAUUUGGAAAAUAAUUCGAUCAAUAAAACAAAUUUAAAUAAUUAUGAUACAUAUUUUAUUGAAAAUUAUAAUAAUCAAUAUGAUUUAAAAUGUGAAAAUUCUUCAUAUAUACAAAAACAAUACAAUGAAAAGCUAUGUACACCUUUAAAAGAAUGUAGUGACCAAAUUGGAAACAGUAAUCAAAAUAAACCUGAACAAGCAAGAAACAUGCCGGAAAUGAUAAAUAAUGUUCAUACAAAUAAUUGCCAAAAUGAAUGCAAUUUAGAUGAACUUAUAUGGUCUCAAAAUUAUAACAGUAAAUAUAACCGAAGUUCUCAAAUUUGGAGUAACUACAAAAAUAAUGCUUUUGAAAAAUUGUAUGAGCAUAAUAUUGAUUUAUCAAGCAAGGUAAGCAGUGCAACUUGGUUAAUUUAUUUAUACGAAUUAAAACGGGCCAGUUUUUUUAUUAACUAUUAUAUUCACCACAUGCACAUGCUCAUGUCAUUUAAAAAGCUACUCAAGGAUUUUGAACAAAAUUGUGACAAAAACCUCCAAAAAAAAUAUGACCAAAAUUUCGGGUUGUUCCAAAACAACAAAUGGGUUGUUCUAAAGAGGGAAGACAUUUGGAAGGAAGAUGGAGAAACAGCCAAAUUAGUAUCCCCCCAAAAAAAAUAUAACUUCGAAAAUCAUAUAAUACUAAACAAUGGAAAUGAUAAUGAUAAUAAUUAUGACUAUGGACAUGCAAAAUUAAAAGAAAUUCCUAAAUAUUCUGAACAAGACAGAAAAAAUAUAUCAAAUGAAAUAAUAUGUUCUCAAGAUUUUGAUGAAAAUAUAUCUAAACAAAAGCAUAUAAAGAAGCUAAAAAGGCAAAAAAAAAGUGUAGAACUUAUAAAAAAUAUGAAACAAAUUUUAAAAUCAAUAAUUCAAAAUUUAAAUUAUUCUAUAAUUAGUUUAUUCGAAAAAACAAAAGGUGAUAUAUACACACUACCAUUCCAUUUAAAUUCAGAAAAAAAUACGAAAAAUAAUGAAAAUGAAAAAUAUGCAGAACUAAAUAUUUACCCUAGUACAAACCCACCAGAGAAUGAACCAGCUCUCGACAACGAUUUAUCCAACUAUUCCACUAAAAAUUAUAAAAAAAUACAUGAUAAUAAUAUUCUUAACAAUAAUAAUUAUGAUACUGUGAUUAAUGCAUUUGGGUUGGUAUUAAUUGAAGGCAAACUUAUUUUUGUUAAAUUUUUAAAUGUAUGUAUUGAUAAACAAAAUUUUUGGAAUGAACUAUUUUUAUGUAGGAGAGAUAUCAAAACGGUUAUGCAUGUAAAACCAAUGGACGUUAUUUUUGUUUCAAAUAAAAAAAAAAAAUAUUUAGAUGCUUCUAAAGCACGCUCUACAAAAAUCACAGAAUUUAACUCCAAACAUAGAAUAAUCGAGGAAAUGAAUCAAAACAAUAACAAACCAAUAUAUUUUUCCCAAAAAAAUAAUAAAUCAGAUCGAAAAAUUGAAAACAAUUUAAACCCAAACGUUCCUUCUACAAAUUUAUUCGAAACAGAUAAACCAAUCACAAAUGAAAAUAUUUAUCAUCAAGUAGUAUCUGAAAAAACACCUAGUGAACCUAUCUAUGAUGAAUCCAAUGCAAAAAAAAACAAAAAAAAUCGAACCACUUCCUCAUCAGUAAAUCAUGAUAAAAUAUAUUAUGAAAACAAUGUGCUUGGGGAAGAUAAGUCAAUAUCUUCAAAAUAUGAAACAUAUAAUUAUAAUAAUACACAACAUCCACCUGAUGCAUAUUCUAAACACACAUUGAAAACAUAUAAACAAUCUAAAAAUGACAAAAAUGGAAAAGAAAAUGAAGAAACGGAUAAUGAGGCUGGAGAAAGCGCAGGUACUGAGCAAAUUAUAAAAGAUAAAAUUAAAAACUGGGAUUUUAAAAAACAAAAACGAAUACAUAAAUCUAGCAAUUUUAUUUAUAACGCUAAAAAUAAUUAUAUCGGUAUUUUAAUAAAUCAACAUAAAUAUAGAAAUGAUAUUUUCGCCAAAUAUACAAACACCGAAACAGGAUCAGACAAGGGAAACAUAAUAAUUCAAAAAAAAUGUCAAACAUGCAAAAAUGACGAUAGUUAUAAAUGUACCAAUAUGUGUCAAGACAGUACUAAAGACAACGUUCUUCUUGUAAACCCAUGCAAUUUUGUUACGCGGAUAAAUGUGAAAACUAUUUAUGUUUCUAGUAAACAUAUUAUUAAUAAAGAUUUAAAAAAUGCCAUAUUUGAAAAAACAAAUUUUAAAGAAAAUAAUAUUAAUGAAAACCUUAAAAAAAAACAAAAAAAAAUUAAUUCGAACAAUAUUCAACAUAAUGAGCAAACGAAUGAUGAUAUAUACUCCAUACAAAUUAUUCCAAGAUGUGAAAUAAUGAGAUAUAAAGAAUUAAUAAAAAUUAUGAAGAAUAGCCCAUAUUAUUAUAAAGUUGCAAAAAACAUUUCAAAUACUACUAAAACUCCUCUUCAGCAACCUGUACCUAUUUGUAAUUUCUGUUCAACAAAAGGGACAUUUAAUAUAAACACAAAUCAUUUUAUGUUUUCUAAUAUAUAUGAAGAUGCUAGAACAGAAUUAGCCACAAUUAUAAGUGGCAUCAUUACGAAACAAAAAAAUAAAAAUAAAAAAAUAAAAAUAAAAAAUCUUAGUAUGAAUAAUAACAAAACUGAAACCCUAAAUUCUUAA